Messenger RNA from Gossypium raimondii (Peruvian cotton), 1057 nucleotides. RefSeq lists its product as uncharacterized. The coding region runs from base 375 to 797 and encodes 140 amino acids. The transcript has a single exon. The record is from RefSeq and is a predicted model, not a curated record. Lineage: Eukaryota; Viridiplantae; Streptophyta; Magnoliopsida; Malvales; Malvaceae.
ACUCCUAACUCCAACCUUAAAUCUACUUAACGGCGGCUCAUUUUUGGUCAAUAAAAUAAACAGCAUUAGCAUAUCCACUCUUUGCCUAACAGCACGCCAUUGCCAAAAAGAAGCCUUUCAUUGCUGCUGUAAUUAUGUUUAAUUAUAGCAUAUGGGCAUGCAUAAAUUCCACUUGGAAGUGGAACCAACCCCAAUUCCCCCCAUCAUCUCCCUCUGCUUUCCUUCACUUUCUUUCUUUUCAUUUUUGUUAGCCUUUUCUUGCAAUAUAAGCUUUGCUAAAAUUUGCAGCUCCAAAGCGAAAAAACCCCCUGUUCAUAAAUUCUGAUCAAAAUUUACCCACAUUCCAAAAAGCAAAAGAAAAUCUUUUUGAAGAAAUGAGUUCGAUUUGCAUCUCUAAUUGCUUGAAUGAUGCCAGAGACCCUGGGGUGCCUGUGAGGGCAACUUAUGUGAAUCUUUACAAGUGGCCAGAGUCAGAUGCGGAGUUCGUGAGGUCAAGGAGCUCAUCAGGGUCCUUGCAUGGUGGUAGAGUUGUUGACAGUAUCUCAUGCAGGCAGAUGUAUCUGAGGAGCUAUAGGUUCUCAAGGAAAGAAACUGUGCCUGAGAAGACUGUGAAAUGCUUGGGGAGGGUUAAGGAGAAAGUGGGUCAAAGGAAGAGGAGAUACAAGCAGAAGAGACGUAUUAGAAGCAGGUGUUUGAUAUGGAGGAAAGUGAAGGUAGCAUUGUUUAGGUUUUUCAAUAGGCUACUGUCUUGCUCUGCUAGUGUUGAUGUUGUGGAUCAAAAGACUGUUUUCUUCUGAUUUUUUGUUGGUUUAUUUAAUUUGUUCAAAAUAUUCAAAGCAUGACGGAAUGGGUAGUUUUUACUUGAUUUUACAAACAUGUUUUCCAAUUAAAAAAUUAGAUUGCAUCCUAAUUUCUACUAAAAACCAUUUCCAUUUUAAUCACCCACCCUUAAAUGAAUACAUUUUAAAUACGAGCUGUAAGUUUGUAAUGAGCAAAUACUUGAAGCAUGUGAUAUCAAUAUAAUUGAGUUAAAUUUUAUAGGACCUUAUUCUAAAUC